Messenger RNA from Chlamydomonas reinhardtii, 1548 nucleotides. RefSeq lists its product as uncharacterized. Bases 358 to 1065 code for a protein of 235 amino acids. The record is from RefSeq and is a predicted model, not a curated record. NCBI's taxonomy places the organism in Eukaryota, Viridiplantae, Chlorophyta, Chlorophyceae, Chlamydomonadales, Chlamydomonadaceae. Gene Ontology annotation, molecular function: protein binding. The transcript is spliced from 8 exons.
CCGUUUUCUUGUACGCGUUGCACCUUCAUACGCAAAAUGUUUAAAUCGAUGCAACUGAGACAAGGCUGCUCCCACAAAUUAGCAGCGGCAAAUUUGCGACCCGCUCGAGGAGCCCUCUUGAAGCCCAUCGCACGACCAACAGCAAUAAAUCCGGAUGCACAUGCAUCUGAAAGCGAUGGUGCAUUUAAGCGCCUCACAGACGCGGCCGCGGUCGCAUUUGUCUCGCUCUCUCUGCUCAUAAGCCCCGCAGCUGUGGCGCCCGUGUGGGCAAACAACGUGCGACUUCAAGAUGUCGAAUCUCCGGAGUUGAAGGAGGGCCUCGUGGCGGCCACGUCGGGACAGUUUACAAAAGCCGAGAUGAUCUUCAGCCGUAUGCUUGCGGCGGACCCCUCCGCCGCAUCCGUGUGGUCAAACCUGGGCAACGUCCACAUGAGCCAGGGCCGUGCCAAGCAGGCGUUUGACGACUACUCGCAUGCUGUCGACCUGGCGCCGUACGCACCAGUGCCGUACCUGAACCGGGCCAUUGCGCUUGAGGAGCUGGGGCUGCAGCUGCAGGGGCAGGGCCGGCCCGAGGAGGCCAGUGCCAGGUGGCUCGAGGCUCUGGCCGACUGCGCCAGUGCCAUUGAGCGCGACCCCAAGGAGUUUGCAGCGCACUUCAACAAGGGCAAUGUGGAGCUGCGGCUGCAGGACUGGGCCGCCGCCGCCGCCAGCUUCUCUCAAGCUGCCGACCUGGCGCCGGGCAUCCCAGGGUACCGCCUGCGUGCGGCGCAACUGGCGUACCAGGUCGGUGACGUGGACACCGCGGUGCGGACAGUGAAGGGCGUGCUGCGGAAGAACCCCACAUACGCAGAGGCGCACACGACGCUGGCGGCCAUGCUGUGGAGCCAGGGCCAGCUGGCGGCGGCGGAGGGGCAGCUGGAGGCGGCGCUGGAGCUGGGCGGGCGGUGGCGGGACGCGGACUGGGUGCUGGCCAACACGCGAUGGCCGCCCAGCCUCAACGCAGCCCUGACCAAGCUGGUGGCGCUGGAGCAGUCGCCAGCGCAGCAGCAGCAGCAGCAGUCGUAGCAGUAGCAGUAGCAGUAGUAAUGGUGGCAGAAGCAGUAAUAGCAGUAGCAGGGGUGGCAAUGGUGGCGGAAGCAGGGACUGAUUAGCAGGAGAACAGGCGGCGUGGGCACCGGGCAAUUGGGAGGUGGUGUACAGGUGGGGGCGCAUCGCGGAAGGGUGCGGUACUGGAGAGACGGAAGCAGAAGAUCGACGUGCAGAUGCAGAGUACAUGGCGCGGCCCCAAGUGUCAAGUUGGUGGAGCGCGCGAGGCGUAAUGUUGGCGUGAAACAACCACGUUGUUGCUUGGUGUGGGCACGCGGCAAAUCCGCAAAUGUGAGAGAGCCACUGAUGCCCCCGGUCGGCUGGACACAGUCCGGUGAGUCCGCUGGCGAGGGUGGACUGUUAGGCCAAAAGGGUGCUCACCGACUCGGCGUGGACACGCACAGUGCCCCUUUGCCAGCGUCAGCAAACUUCCAGCCAGCCAGCAACUUGUCGGUACAGUAC